CACGGCCACACGCUACGGCCAUUUUACGAUUGAAGAUGGCCGCUUGAGGAUCGUGUGAAAAUGCCUGCUGUAAAAAUGUGCCAAUUUGCGACAAAAAGCUCCAACGCUGCUGCAAGAUCGAUACGAAAGUUACAACAUUUAAAGAGCAAUUUGUUGUGCAGUAAUUGCGCAGCUACGAAGAAAAAUCCAUCGCCGUACUGUGAACGAUAUCUCUCGUGUGAUCGCAUUUGUAACGUCUGCGAACGUUGUAUUUCCCCACACAGAGGCUUUACAAGAACACACAGAAGUAGCGGUGACAUACCGAUUUGUUGAAUUGGAAUAUGCCAGGUGUUCCUUUGCAUCUUGGACUAUUAUCCCUAGAUUUAUCUAGUGAAUUUGCCUCGUGUUCAUCAGCAUCCCCUUCCUGUGAAUCUAACGUACAUCCAGCAAAGCACACGGAGACGCCGUCCAAAGUCGCAAUGGAAAAUAUAUAUUCGACGAACCACGUCCUACGUGGAGAGGGCAAUGAAGAAUCACCUGUGAAGUGUGAAAAGAAGAAUAAUUUUAUUCAAACUGUUUGGAAUAAACUAGCAAGGAAAUCAGCCAUGAUAUUCAAAAUGGAUAGUGCACUAUCUGUCACGGUUGUUAAUAACGAUAUAAUAGACACCAAUUUCUUCGAACAUUCAGCAGAGCACAAAAAGCAACCCAUUGACGAACCAUAUAAUUUUGAGAUACAGGAGAAAAAAUCUUUAGACAUCAAACAAAUUCCGCAGCACACUUGUUUCGAAGAUCUGAAACCCGUUGAUACGUUCAAGCCUUUCAUAAUGGAUCAUGAGAAGUUCUGGCUUUAUUAUGAUGAUACUAAUGAGGAUUACAUGACAUGGACUAAUGAGCACCAGACUGUGAAAGACUCGGCAGAGGAUAUGGGCUUUAGCGAUACCUGCAAGGACAGCGAUGCGAUGGAAUCUCAUAUAUCGUGUAACCGUGAAGCGGUAGAAUCAACUAAUCUCUGCCCUAUGGAUGUUGAUUUAGAAGAAUCUGUAGAGAGUUGCGAGGAGAAGUUAGGAGAGGAGAAAACUGUUCCUCCUAACAUUAACAUCAACGAGGACGCGUCUGUAAGCGCCGAGUCUUUUUGUAUAGUUUCUAAAUCGGACGUUCUCCCACAGCUCGCAGAGGAUCCCAUUAAAGAAAUUCCCAUAUCGACGCGCUUGUCCGAUAUGUGCCAGAAGGUAUGGAAAGACGUGACUGAUCCAUUUUCCUACGGACCGACAUGCGUGGAGGACAUGUCGGAGGUAGCUGCGAAGCGCUUGAAGCAACAUCACUGGAAAAAGAGCACCAACGCCGUCGCGACCGGCAAAGGUCGCGGUAGGGCGAAGUCUCAGCUCAGACGUUCCGGUGUAAGUCAGACCAGUCAUCGCAAGCAGCCUAGGGACAAUUUCGAUAUAGACAUUGAAGAUGAUUACGAGGCUUGGCAGAACGUCGAAGCUUAUCACGCAAUAGAAGAUAAUCAUUCCUUAAGCAGUGAGCCUGGUUACUUCGAUGACGCACAUGGCUACGAUGUUACAGAUGAUGCUCAACCUAUCGGACAGACGGUCAGUCCUGCAACAUUUAAUUCCUCCGAUAUACUGUCUAUGAAAGACAAAUCACCGACGAAGAAAGAGACGUGGCAAGGAGCAGCGGAGUCUCCUAUUCAACGUUACGUACUUGAUUCCUCGAUUGCGAUCGACGAAGAUUAUAAAAGCGAAAAAUGUGCGCAAGGCGUCCCGCAUAGAGAUUCCCUCCGGUCGCGGCUGCUGUCGGAGAGUUCGGUCGAUUCGGAAGAUAGUUUCUGCAUACUCUUCGAUGCCGAGUCAGAAGCGGAAAAUACGAUUGACAUUGACUGCGAUGAGACGAAUUCUAGCGACCAAGACAGCGAGGAUGAUUCAAUGGACACGAUCAACGAGGACGAUCAAUCCAUUGAAGAAUUAAUGGAAGCGAGAAAGGUAAAAUUUAAUCCGACUCCAAUUGUACACGUCAUGAUAAAAUGGAAUUAUGCCUACCGAGCAGCUCGAAAAGGUCCAUGGGAAGAAAUGGCACGAGAUAAUGAGAGAUUUCGAGGACGCAUAAACUCUAUAGCGGCCGUUCUUAAUCCAAUUUUAACAAAUCAACAUCGCUUACAAAUUUGGCAAGAACGAUUCGCUAUUCAGGAAUAAUUCUUGUCUUUUUAACAGCGUGAAGAAUAAUUUACGGACCUCACGGAAGAAAAAUUUGUAUUGUGUGUCGUAUUUCGAAUAUCUAUGAUUGAUAAUCCUUAAAAUAUAGCAAAUGGCUGUGAACGUUAGUGUGUAAUUUUUUAGAUAUAACAAUAACAGUCUAUUCCACGCACCAUUUGAUUUGCAUUGUCUGGAUGGAAUCUGUCUUGUUAAAAUGCAUUGUUUUACACUUAAACGUUCAAUUUAUGUAAAUCACCAUUGAAUUGUAUUAAUAGAUAUUCAUUAUAAAAUAUAAAA
Molecule: messenger RNA, 2468 nt
Organism: Ooceraea biroi (clonal raider ant)
Lineage: Eukaryota; Metazoa; Arthropoda; Insecta; Hymenoptera; Formicidae
Gene: PPP1R15
Product: Protein phosphatase 1 regulatory subunit 15
Biological process (GO): response to endoplasmic reticulum stress
Cellular component (GO): protein phosphatase type 1 complex; endoplasmic reticulum
Molecular function (GO): protein phosphatase regulator activity
Source: RefSeq, a predicted model, not a curated record